Messenger RNA from Nanorana parkeri, 573 nucleotides. It is a transcript of the gene APOM, whose product is annotated as apolipoprotein M. Gene Ontology annotation, molecular function: phospholipid binding; lipid carrier activity. Gene Ontology annotation, biological process: high-density lipoprotein particle assembly; cholesterol efflux; high-density lipoprotein particle clearance. Gene Ontology annotation, cellular component: very-low-density lipoprotein particle; low-density lipoprotein particle; high-density lipoprotein particle. Bases 1 to 573 code for a protein of 190 amino acids. Lineage: Eukaryota; Metazoa; Chordata; Amphibia; Anura; Dicroglossidae. The transcript is spliced from 5 exons. The record is from RefSeq and is a predicted model, not a curated record.
AUGGUUGACUUUAUAUUAAACUCCUGGCAGUUCCCGUUGCAGUACAUGGGGAAGUGGCACUUCUUAGCUGCGGCAGCACAUCCGAAGAGCCAGGCGCUGGAGAUCUUCACGGUCAUGGAUAAUGCCCAGUUCACCGUUCGGGAAAGCACAGAGACAGAGAAACUGGAGUUCACAGCAUCCAUCAGAGUUAAGGAUGGCUCGUGUGUUCCGCGUAGUUGGAUUUACCUGCUGAACGAAAGUAGCAACGAACUUCGGACAGAAGGACAUCCGGACAGACUGACCAAGUUGUAUGCCUGUCGUUGUCCAAAUUGCAUCAUCUUGAAGGAAAUCGAUGACAGCACCGACAGACUCCUCCUUUACUCACGCUCCCAGCAGUUAGAAGAAGGCUGCAUGGAUGAGUUCAAGCACAAAUCUGAUUGCAAAGGCUACAAAGAUAUUCUGUGGAUUCCUCAGACUCUAGAGCUUUCUUAUGUGACCAUGUUUUUUAACCCCACUUACCAGGGGUUCCAUCCUCAUCAUUCUGUUGACUUCAUGUCCAACGGUCAACUUAACAAACAGGAUCCUGCUACAUGA